UAACAAGUAAUAUAGAAAAUUGAAUGCAACAAUGCAGAGAGGGCGAGGUUGAGGGGCAGACCAAGAGAAAAAGAAUAGAGAAGAGUUUUGUUCCCGCGCUAGGGUAAUGUGAAUUUGAUUUGAUUUUGGUAAACAUGGAAUUGGAACCUUGGGAAGCUCUUGACAUCGACGACUCUGAUCUCUCCAACUUUCUCCGCCCUUGCAACAAUAAUACCCCAACCACCUCCGUUUCUCCUCUUAUUCCCGGUCCUGCCGGUGCUGUUCAAUCCGCCAUGAUGCAACGCAGAACCUUACCUGCAUCCAACCUCCUCCCCACUCAAGAAUUCCUAUGCCGCGCCCUCCAAAAUGGUCACGACACUGAUCGCGAUUUCACCGCCAAUCCAUGGCUUUCUGCCUUGCAAUUUCUUCGUUCUUCCCAAGUUGAUGUAGAAUCUGCCACGCCUUUGAGCUCGAUCAAGAAGCAUCUGAACGGUGAAGGAAGAGUUGACCGUGUCGUUGCUGUUAUCAAAUCAUGCACUCCCAACGGUUUUGGAGACAUGACGAUUACCCUAAAGGACCCUACGGGCUCUGUUGGUGCUACAGUUUAUCACAGGGUUUUCACUGAAGGAAAUUUUGGAAAGGAUAUAACUGUUGGUUCUGUUUUACUUCUCCAAAAGGUUGCUGUGUUUUCUCCUAAUGGCUUUACUUGUUAUCUGAAUAUAACAUUGAGCAACAUAAUCAAGGUCUUUUCCAAGGACAGUGGACCUCCAUCAGAACAAAUAUCGGUCAAACUAACUACUCCUGCUAGCAGGGCAGAAACACAUGAAAAGCCUUGGAUGCCACUGAACAGUGCAUUCCCUCUGUCACAUGAAAGAACUCAAGGGAUCCUGAAUAAUAUUGUAGUAGAUUUGAGGAUUAGAGAAUUAGCAGAUAGUAGUAAACAAAGGGAUGAAGUUUUGGUUUCAAGUAGCUGUCACUCUAAUAAUGGAGAUGAGCGAAACCAAAGAACUGUUUCAAAUAAAGAAAACUUGUCACUGAGACAGGAUGAUGCUGGACAUUUCGAAGUCACUUGUGAUGCCGAGCUUGACAUUGAGAUGGAAGACCAACAAAACCAUCCUGGAUUGGGCGAAGAAGACAAUCUGGUGGGGAUUGCUCAAGCCAAUAGUUCCUCAACAAACUCAGCACAUAUAUCUGUUAGUCAGGAAACUGGAAGGAAAAAUCACUUGGAAACACAGAAGGAGAUCGUGAAUACGAAAAGUUCAAUUCCGCAUUGGACAGAGGAACAGCUGGAUGAGCUUUUGGCAUUUGACUGAGAUGAUAAUCUCUAUUUGUCAAAACAAAGUAUUAGAUGAUGCAGAUAUACUUAGUUUACACGUACUUUAGGUGGUGCACCUUUUUUACCAGUUUAAAGGUCUACAUAUUUUGUAAAUAUCUCCACAGAAUACUUUCAGGUAAGUUCGGAGUAUCGAAACAGAUUUGGAAUUGAAUUUUGGAAUCGUAAUUAGACAUUUCAAUUUCAAUUAUCAUCUUUCAUGUUUGAAAA
Messenger RNA from Cicer arietinum (chickpea), 1522 nucleotides. RefSeq lists its product as uncharacterized. The record is from RefSeq and is a predicted model, not a curated record. NCBI's taxonomy places the organism in Eukaryota, Viridiplantae, Streptophyta, Magnoliopsida, Fabales, Fabaceae. Gene Ontology annotation, biological process: recombinational repair.